CUGAACCGGUCGCCGUUGCCGGGUGGUCGCAGCAACUCGACAGGGCUGACUGGAUUUCCCUCGGCUGGACCGUCGACCAGCACGGCUGUAGGAAUCGGGACUGCCUCAGCUGGGAUGGAGGGGUCGCGCGCCGGAGGUGGUCCCCGCUGUUUUUCUUGCGGCGAGGCCGGCCACCGUCAGUCCGCCUGUCCCCGCCGCAACAGCUCUCGGGCUCUACUGGCAGAUGACUUUGACGGCUCGGCGGAGGUAGCUUAUGAUGGACCGCCAAAGUUUGAUGUCGAGCCAGACCCGGAGGAGGAACAUCUGUGUGGUGACGAGGGCCUUGCUUUGGGAUCGGCCAAAGGUAGUGAACCAGCGGUCUCUAUUGGCGUUGAUGUGGGAUAUCUGCCUGUGACGAGUCCGAGGAGGAGAGGCCUGAAGCGCAGAGCAAAAGGAUCAACAAGUGCGUCCAAAUGCAGCAAGAAGGGGCCUUCUGAUCAGGAUCAUGGAGAUCGUCAUGAUGAGAGAGAGGGGGAUCGCCCGAAUUCUGCGGUGGAUGACCUUGAGCAUGGUCUGACGGGCGAUCUCCAUGAGUCCCAAGAGGUGGACGUCCACAGAGGAGAUUAG
This is a messenger RNA of Striga asiatica, 606 nucleotides long. Lineage: Eukaryota; Viridiplantae; Streptophyta; Magnoliopsida; Lamiales; Orobanchaceae. The record is from the annotation of a GenBank genome assembly.